GCGAAGUCUCGUCCAUGUGUGGAUGGGUGUGCCCUGAGCGCCACUGUCCUGCAAUGCCAUAACAGCUAGAUGUAGUUAGAGAAUGUGCUAUGUUGUGGUUGAUGUAAUAAUCUCGAGUUAUAAUCCCGUGUAAAUUCCCUCUGGAUUACGAUCCCAUUGUGUUCAAAUGGAUUUGAUGCGCGUCUCUCAGAUGGGCUACUCAAAUGAUGAUCGAGAAUGAGUGCAGAGUUUCAAGAGCAUACCCCAGGCCUCAAAGCACACUUCCAGGCUGUGUUUGUUCAGGGGGCAAUGUCAGUCGCCUAUGUCUAAUCAGGACCUCAAACCAGCUGUUGCACCCAAAGCGAGAAAAUUUCCUCUGCAUCAUCAUAGUUCUAACAUUUACUUGAAUAUACUCCACCCUAACAGAAGCCUUAAACCUGCAAACACAAGACAGCAUAUGACAGAAAUGUAUAGAAAAAUAGUGCUGGACCAGGAGGAGUCAAAAGAGGGGAAGACUGAGAAACUCAUACAUACGGAAAGGACAGUCCAAAGAGAUGAGACAGAACAGGAUGCUAUUCUGGAACAGGGGGGUGAGUUAGGAUGCGGGGAUGAGUUGGCAAAGGGAAUUGACUUUGAUUUGGUGGAGAGUCUACAAGGCGGCACGUCAAUGGACUUUCACUAUAAUUCAUGCAGUGAGAGAGUGGUGAAUGAUAGCAGAGUGGCAGACCAGAUCCACAUAAAGGAAUUAGAAAAUAUAGCAUUGGGAUUGACUAAAAAUGGUGUAUCAACAUCACAUAAAAAUUCCAGUGAUGCUAAAUUAACCUCUUAUACAGUUUACAGACAAUUAGCAUACACUGAUGGAAUGUUGACAGACGAAAUACUCUAUGGCAAAACUUUCAUUAAAGGAUUCUAUCCAAAUGGAAUGUACCCAAAUGGUAUAAUCACAAGCACAAUGUUUUCAAAUGAAGAAGACACAGAUGGGAUGUUCCCAGACAUUUGCGAUGCAGGUGAGGCAUUGGCAGACAAAGAUGGACUUUCUGAGUGUGACCUCUUUGAACAAACAGAACCUCCACAAAUUACAGAGACAGAAAAGAAUGUCAAUGGAGAUAUAAUGAUGCUUACUAUGGAAGAGGUAUCAGACAGUUCUGAAUUGUCUUCAACUUCCAUUGGGGAAGAGGAAGAUGAAAUGCAAGAGGAAAAAGGGAACACUGAGGAACAAGAAGAUGAUCAUUUUUCAGACAAAAGUUCUUCACAAGAUCUCUCGGCAGCCAUUGACACUCCAGACAAUCCUGCAUUAGACAGUUCUGAUCUGUCUUCAUUUUCCAUUGAGGUAGAGGAUGAUGAAAUGCAGGAGGAAAAUGAGCAAUUUGAGGAACAAGAAGAUCAUAGUUUGUCCUACAAAAAUUCUUCACAGGAUCUCUCGUCAACCAUUGAACCUCCAGACUAUCCCACAUCAGAUGGUGGAGAUGAAAACCUCUUUGAGUCUGGUCAGUCCUGUUUGUUGAGUUCCUCAUUUUCUUCAUCUCAGCCAUUCUUUGUCACAGGAACUAAGACAGUUUUAGAUUAUGAGGAUAUAGCAGAUGCAAAUCACAAUUACUGUAACAAAGAUUCAGUGGAUAAAGGUCACCAUGAGAAUGAUCAGGCUAUUCUAAAUCAUGACCUUUUCAGUGCUCUUUCACUUAUUCAACAGCAACCUGACACUAAAUGCCAAAGUUUUCUACAGAAUCAAGUGAAGGAGAGGAUUAUUCAAGAAGAAGUUCUAAAGAACCAACUGAGUAUGACAACUGACAGUUCAGAACUCACUGGUUUAACAGAAGAACAUGUGUAUGAAGAGACAGAGCCAAAAAUCCAAUCAAAAGACUUCCUUCAGAAUAGGAAGUACUUUAUGACUCGCUCUAUUUCUAUGGAAACCCCCAGUAAGAAACUUGACCUAGUAAGUAGCCCAGCAACAGGAAAUGGCCGGCUUUUGCUACACCCACGCUCCUUCUAUACAGAUCAGUGUUUCCUUGGUGAUAGUCGGCUUGCACUAACUGGCUCAUUAGGAUGUAUUUCACAAGAUGUCCACGUCUCAACAGACUUAGCUAAAGUCACUAGAGUAGAUAUACCACCCCCUUUUGAACUGGCUUCCAUCACUAAACGACCAAUCAGAAAAAGUUCGCCAUCCCUGACAAGUGAAAUCGUUGCCUCUUGCAAGAAACCUGAUUUUGGGUUUAAACGUUACCUUCUGCCAUUACGAUUCCUCAGGAAAUCUGAUCGGAAAAGCAUGAUGGAUAAUCGUUCUCUGUCCUCCAGGUCUUCCUCUGAGUCAAGUCCACAAGGGUCGUGCAAACGCCUGGAUUUAAUCAGUCACAGCAUGGGCAGCCCUGAGUUAAAGAGGACCCCAGAUUGCACACCACAAAUGUCACCCUCUUCCUUUCUCUUCCCAAAAAAUAGGCAAAAACCGGGACUCAGCUUAACCCUUAAUAAUGAUUUGACUUCCAGCACCAUUUCUAUAGUGCCAGAUCAUUUGUUUCAUUCCCUCUUUGAGCCCCUUCCCCUUUCUAAACCUCGAUCUUUUUCAACUCCCAAUGCUGACUCAUCGGAAUACGAGAACGUUCAAAAUGCUUCUUCUCACUACGAGAAUGUGCAGAUUCGCCUCCUGAAACCCAUCAUACAGAGUCAACGAAAUCAGAGUUCAACCAGUGACACUGAUGGUUAUGUGGAUAUGAGCAGUCUGCCAGGCUUUCAGGGCAAAAGUCAGUCUUCUGAGCAAGAGACAGAUAGUACCUACACUUUCUGUUCUCCUAAUGUGAGGCCAGAUGGAACAGUAGGUGUAUCUGUAGGUGUGGCUUGUACAAGAGAGAAAAGGACAAAGACAUCUGACAAACUGACUGUCAGCUGUUCCAGGGCAUUCUACAGUGCUAAAGAGCUUUUGGACAGUGAGUCACAGCAUGUAAAGACUUUACAACUUCUCUUUCAAACUGUUGAAGCAGAUGAGAGGCUGAUUACACUAUGGACAGAGAUACCUGAUAUUCAUACCCUCCACCAAGAUAUACACACACUACUGGAGGCCCGCAUAAAAGAAUGGGAUCAGAAUGAGGGGAUUGCUGAAAUCAUCUUGGCAAAGAAGACAGGGUUUUCCAUCUUCUCCUCUUACAUCAGUCAUUAUGAUGAAAAAGUGAAUUAUGUGGAUCAAAUACAAAGCACACUACCAGAUGCAGCAACCCUGAAAAAGCAGUUGCUUCAGGUUAUUGUGCGCAUCCUACAGUACCGUAUGCUGCUAACAGACUACCUGAAUAAUCUCUCACCAGACUCAAGAGAAUUCCAAAAUACACAAGAUGCUUUGGCGGUGGUCUCAGAUGUUGCUUAUCAAGUCAAUGACGGCCUCAAGAAUGGAGCGGAUCUUCUGCGACUGGUCCAUAUUGAACACAGUGUUUUGGGUCUGACAGAUCUCCUACAGCCGGGGAGGGUCUUUGUGAAAGAAGGUACCCUGAUGAAGGUCAGCAGGAAGUGCAAGCAGCCACGUCACCUUUUCCUGAUGAAUGACAUAAUGCUCUACACAUAUCCUCAGCAAAAUGGCAAAUAUAGACUCAUCAACACAUUACCACUGGCAGGGAUGGAGGUCAGCAAGCCACCGACAGAGAAUGCUCAGAAUGCAAUGAAGAUUGAUGUGAAAGACAUAAGCAUCAUUUUGACUGCCAGUUCCUGCAUCGAACGAGAAGGAUGGUUUGUUACUCUAAAUCGUACAUUGCUGGACCUUGGCCCAGCGCCAGGAGACCCAGUCGACUGUCUUGAGUUUUUAGAGGUGCCAGAGAUUUGUCUUGGCGAGAAUGCUCCACCCCUGUUGUCCGUUUCCCAGGUGACAGUUUGUAUGAAGUGUCCCUCUCAUUUUAGCCUCACAAAUAGAAGACAUCACUGCCAUGCCUGUGGCAAGGUUAUUUGCAGAGAUUGUUGCAGGAAUAAAUUCCCCCUUAAAUACAUGAAGAACAGACGGGCCAAAGUGUGUGAUCAAUGUUACACUGAGCUUCGUAAGCAUGAUGUUGCCACAGUAACAGAGAGUUCCAGUCGGCCACUCUCUUCUGUGUUCCAAAACAUUCAUCCGUCCAGUCUGUGGAAGAGCCGCAAAGGCCAGCUGUCUUUCAACCAGGUGACAGGGUCUGAGUGCAUGAUGAGCGGAACCCUGCAGAGAUGCAGGAACAGCAAGAGAAGCUGGAAAAGCCUGUGGUUCCUACUAAAAGACAAAGUUCUCUAUACGUACCCACAGCCUGAAGAGAGGGUUGCAUGUGAGACCCUCCCUCUGUUGGGUUUCUCUGUGAGGUCAGAGGUUCAAGGAGAGAGCAGUAUGUUUCAGCUGUACCACAAAAGCACUCUCUUCUACACUUUCAGAGCUCAGGAUUGUCACACUGCUCAGAGGUGGGUCAACGCCAUCGAGGAGGCUACAGUCCUGUAGCAUCAACCAUCAUUGGUGUGCCAUCUUCUCAUCUGUUAUUGAGCAUCAGAAAUAAAUGCAUUUUCACGUCUUACUUAAAUAGCACUGUGUGACUAGCAUGAUAGGAACCCAAAGAGUGAUAGCAUUCAUCCCUACGUUAGCAUGAUGUGAUAGGCAUAUUUUUGGAAUGCCAAGGGAACAAAACGCUCACACUUAGACAUGUAUUUUGUGCCAGAUUCUUCCUCCAAAGACCUUGUUAAGCUGUGGACAAGCUGUAAAAAGCAAACUAUAGCACUUUCAGCUUUCUUUUAGUUUACUGCUCAGAACAUUUUUAAACCAGAUACUGCUUAACUUAACCAAUAGACUUGUAAGUGUCAUUCCUUAUACAACACAAUAUACACUAUAUGACCAAAAGUUUGUGGACACCAUAUGUGCUUGAUGAACUUUUGAUUUCAAAACCUUAGGCAUCAAUUUCCCUCUUUGCUGUAAUAACAGCUUCCAAUCUUUUGGGAAGGUUUUCCACUAUACUGUAUGUAGUAACAUGGCUGCAGGGAUUUGCACUCAUUCAGACACAAGGCUAUCAGUGAGGUCAGGAACUGAUGUUGGUUCAUCUUUUUUCAUACAUUUGCUGUUCCAGUUCACCCCAAAAGUGAUCAUUGGGGUUCAGGUCUGGGCUUUUGUAGGCCAGUCAAUUUCUUCCACACCAGACACAGUAAACCAUUUCUUUAUGGACCUCACUUUUUUCACAGGGGCAUUGUCAUGCUGGAACAGAAAAGGACUAUCCCCAAACAGUUGCCACAAAUUUGGAAGCACACAAAGCCCAAGCCAUUACAUAAAGAAACAUUAAGAUUUUUCUUUACUGGAUUUAAUGGAGUAACCAAAUUUGUUAAUUAGAAGGGGGUGUCCACAACCUUUUGGCCAUAUAUUGUAUAUUAUACAAUACCACAGAGUGCUAAAAUAUAUUGUAGGUAAAGCUUAACACAUGGUCAACAGAUUCUGUUCAGUUCAUUUCGUAAAGGAGAUGAGAACCAGUUGGAAUUCUUAGCCCAUAUUUGAUAGAAGUCUAAUUAGUGACAUUUGCAUGCUGUCAUUUCAUGUUUGGAGUAUAUUUAUAUCACAGUCAUUUGGACUAAGACUUGCACUUAUAAUUUAGGAUCGAUUUCCAUCUAGCAACAGAGCUGGUAUUCUCGUUGCACUCGUGGUGAUUUUAUGUUGGGAAUUUACUUACCUUUUCCAUACUACAUCAACAGGCUUACAUACUGUUAAUUUGCAGUAUUAUAAUCUAAAAUAUGAGGGCUUAAUUGUGCUUGAAUGUACAUGCAGUGUAUCUGCUGGAAGAAAUAAAAUGUCUAUAGCUGCUAUUUAAGAAAGCAUGAGUUCAGUGUGGGUGUUCAGUGUGGGUUUGUAAACCUCACCAGAGACUCAACUUCCUCUUUUUCUUUUAUUUCCUGGUGUGUGUGAACAGCUGCUUUUGUAAAUGAUGUGAUGCAUAUGACACACAUGAAACCUCUAAGAUAGAAUAAUGUUAAAACCAAACCUUUACAACAAAGUGGUCAAUUCUAUGUAGGGGAGACUGUGGCUAAUUGUCACAUGCUUAAGUUGACACAAGGGCUAUAUCUUAGUAACUGGAAGGUUCUGAGUCAAAAGUCCAAUUACACAAAUGUGUUUUUUGGAUUUAAUCUUGUGAAUUUUAUCCUUCAAUAUCAUCAUAUGUUUGCUACAGUGGUAGCAGUGUGAUAUACAAUUGAACAAGUAAUAAAACAAGAUUGCAUACAUACAUUCAGGCAAGGGUGUGCGAUAUAAUGAAGGUAAAUUUUAACCAAAAGGUUGAACUUUUUUUCUCCGGACAAAAGUAUUUUUCAUAAAUGUCAGGAUGGGGAAAGUUCUCACAAAUGUUUUAAAUGUAUACAAUUUAUGACAAUAUUUUCCAAAACAAUAUUUUGAUAUACUUACCUUUUACAUUUUUACAGUUUCAUUAUUGUUUUACUGUGUAAAUGUUGUUUUAAAGCCUUUAAUGGGUGGUUUAAAGGCAGGUUCCACUGCAGCAACUUGCCCUAUAUAGUGUGACAACAUGCCCCACUACUGGGUCAACAUGUCUUAAAUUAACUGUAUCUUCUUUUGUAUUGGUAAAUAAUAGCUGAAAUGUCCAAUAGCUUUUUGUAGCCAACACUUUAAGGAAUGUGCAUGUACAGAAACUGACUUUCAAAAAUAAACCUUCCCCAAAAAAAUAUUGGCUGGAGUAAAAAGUGUGACCACUAGCCCCGUUCUCCCCUAUAUGUAUGGUUCAUUGUUAAACUCAAGACCUGUGCGGGUGCAUAUGUACCUGUGCCUGAAUUUUAUUUCAACACAUAAGCAAUUUUAAAAGUACUGUUUUUACUGACAGCCAGGUUGUGUCCUCAGAGAGCAAAUCUUAGAUAUCAGAUUCUGUGAUUAAGUAACCUCAACUCAGUAAUUAAGGAGUUUAUUACAGAUUGGGACCAUGUGUGUGAGUGUGAGGGAUAUGAAGAAAAGGGAAGGGUGGCGUUGCCCUGCUUCCACAUUCCCAGGAGACUAUGUGACCCAGAACAGAGUGAGAGAGCAAGGAUGAGAGAGGAGAUUUUUUUCUGGAUUACCUGAAAGUUACGGACACCUUGUCCCAAAUACAAGAGACACAUUCAUCAUUUUACCUCUCUCUGUCCUUUUCUUUCCAUUUUCACCUCCUCCCAGAAUAAACUGUUUUACCCAAUUCCAAUCCAAUUAAGUGGUAAAAAUACAGUGGUUGAAGAGUAUGUUACUUGAGCUGUGAAUAUGCACCCACACAGAGGUGCGUAGUAACGAGCUACAUUUACUCCAUUAUAUUUACUUGAGUGGCUUAAAAAAAGUACUUAUAGACUAGGUUUAAAAGUGGGUACUUUUUACUCUCACUCAAGUAAAUUUCUAUAGAAUUUUUUUUAAAUUUUACUUCUUUACAAUGGGUGGCAUUCCUGUUGUUACAUUACUGGGUUUAAUUUCAAUUACUGGGGCUGUGGUGGCUCAGUGGUUAAGGCUCUGGGUUACUGACCAGAAGGUCUGGGGUUCAAGCCCCAGAACUGCUAAGAUGCCACUGUUGGGCCCUUGAGCAAGGCCCUUGACCCUAUCUGCUCCAGGGGUGCUAAUCCUGUGCUCUGACCCUAGCUUAGCUGGGGUAUGCAAAAAAAAAAAAAAAAAAAAAAAAAAAUAUGAAUUUCACUGUAUAUAUGUAUAAGGUGUGACAAA
Messenger RNA from Myxocyprinus asiaticus (Chinese sucker), 7621 nucleotides. RefSeq names its product FYVE, RhoGEF and PH domain-containing protein 5-like. The coding region runs from base 302 to 4408 and encodes 1368 amino acids. Gene Ontology annotation, molecular function: guanyl-nucleotide exchange factor activity; metal ion binding. Gene Ontology annotation, cellular component: cytoplasm. The transcript is spliced from 21 exons. The record is from RefSeq and is a predicted model, not a curated record. NCBI's taxonomy places the organism in Eukaryota, Metazoa, Chordata, Actinopteri, Cypriniformes, Catostomidae.